Molecule: messenger RNA, 5724 nt
Organism: Zootermopsis nevadensis
Lineage: Eukaryota; Metazoa; Arthropoda; Insecta; Blattodea; Termopsidae
Source: RefSeq, a predicted model, not a curated record
GUAAAAGCAUAGAAAACAGUAAAAGUAUAUGCGUCUGAAGGUACUCGCUCAAUGCACGUAAGUUGGCAAUCUUGUGUAUGAAGGUUUUAACAAAAUGGAUACGAUACCAAGAACUCAUGAAGAUAUUGAAGCACAAAUCCGGGAUCUUCAGUCCCGGAAGAAAGAUCUUAUUGAAGAAAUGAAAGAGAAGGAACGUGUUGGUCUUGGCGAAAGUGGAUUUUAUGACAGAGACAUAUAUGACGGUGGUGGUAGCAAGUAUGAUGGUUAUGUUACGUCCAUAGCCGCCAAUGAUGAAGUAGAUGACGAAGAUGAUAUAGUGUCAUUAAGCCAGAACAAACGUCCAGGUUAUACAGCUCCAGCAGCUUUGCUAAAUGAUGUUGCCCAGAGCGAGAAAGAUUAUGAUCCGUUUGCUGAGCGCCGACGUCCAACAGUUGCAGAAAAAGAAGAUGAAUAUAGACAGAAGAGGCGGAUGAUGAUUAUAUCACCAGAACGAGUUGAUCCGUUUGCUGAAGGUGGGAAAACUCCAGACCUUGGCUCAAGAACAUACACAGAAAUCAUGAAGGAACAGUUGCUUCGUGGAGAAGAAACAGAGUUGCGGAAACAAAUUGUCGAGAAGUCCAAGGAUGGAACUUUGAAGGUUGUGACUAAUGGUGAACUACCGAAGUCUGCUCCGAAGAAGCGAGGUCGCUGGGAUCAGACGGGCGGAGACGAAGGAGUCACUCCUGUGAAGAAAAAGGCCACCAGCAAUAGUGUUUCAUCUGUUGGCUCUUCAUGGGACAAGGAGGAUUCAACGCCGGCUUCAACACGUUGGGAUGAGACUCCAGGGCAUGGCAAAGGAGGUGAAACUCCUGGAGCCACACCAGGUCAGAGCACUCGGAUGUGGGAUGCCACUCCAGGGCAUGCUACUCCAGGUCAUGCCACUCCAGGAAGGGAAACACCAAGUCAUGACAAGGGCACGUCUAGCAGGAGAAACCGAUGGGAUGAAACACCCAAAACAGAGAGAGAAACACCUGGCCAUAACAGUGGUUGGGCAGAAACUCCCAGAACAGACCGAACUGGUGCUGGCGAUUUAAUUCAGGAGACCCCUACUCCUUCCGCCAGCAAGCGACGUAGUCGGUGGGAUGAGACUCCGUCAAGUCAGAUGACACCAGGUGCGAUGACUCCACAGACUCCAGGAACACCUCACACUCCUCAUGGUACUCCUCAUGGAACUCCUCAUGCAACACCCUCCAUUAUGACGCCAAGUGGAGUUACACCUACUGGAACGAAAGCUAUGGCGAUGGCUACUCCAACACCAGGACAUCUUGCCACAAUGACUCCAGAACAGCUGCAGGCAUAUCGCUGGGAACGAGAGAUUGACGAGAGGAACCGUCCACUUUCAGACGACGAGCUUGAUGCUAUGUUUCCUCCAGGUUACAAAGUCCUCACUCCACCUGCUGGAUAUAUUCCUAUUCGUACUCCUGCGCGGAAGCUAACGGCUACGCCGACGCCUAUCGCCGGAACACCGGCAGGAUUCUUCAUCCAACAGGAAGACAAAUCAGCAAAGUAUAUGGAUAAUCAGCCAAAGGGAAACCUUCCAUUCAUGAAGCCAGAAGAUGCUCAGUACUUUGAUAAGUUGCUGGUAGAUGAUGUACUUACUACUGAGCAGAGUAGUUUUAGUUCACUGAUAUUACAUGAAUUAAAAUAAAAGAAUGGAACACCGCCGAUGCGCAAAGCUGCUCUUCGUCAGAUCACAGACAAAGCGCGCGAGUUUGGAGCAGGACCACUGUUUAAUCAGAUACUGCCACUGCUCAUGUCACCAACUUUAGAGGAUCAGGAGAGACAUCUUCUGGUGAAAGUUAUUGAUCGCAUCCUGUACAAAUUGGAUGAUUUAGUGAGACCGUAUGUUCAUAAGAUCCUUGUAGUGAUAGAGCCUCUACUUAUUGAUGAAGACUACUAUGCUCGAGUGGAAGGCCGUGAAAUCAUCUCUAACUUGGCCAAAGCUGCUGGGUUGGCAACCAUGAUUUCAACAAUGAGACCAGAUAUCGACAACAUCGAUGAGUACGUCCGUAACACGACAGCUAGAGCAUUUGCAGUGGUAGCGUCUGCUUUGGGCAUUCCAUCGCUACUUCCUUUCUUAAAAGCUGUUUGUCGAAGCAAAAAGUCUUGGCAAGCUAGACAUACAGGCAUCAAGAUCGUGCAGCAGAUUGCAAUUUUGAUGGGAUGUGCAAUUCUUCCACACCUCAAAAGUCUGGUUGAAAUUAUAGAACACGGUUUGGUUGAUGAGCAGCAGAAAGUGCGAACUAUAACAGCCUUGGCUAUUGCUGCCCUGGCAGAAGCCGCAACUCCGUAUGGUAUUGAGAGCUUUGAUUCUGUUCUAAAACCUUUGUGGAAGGGUAUCAGAACACACAGAGGAAAGGGUCUUGCUGCCUUCUUGAAAGCCAUCGGUUAUCUGAUUCCUUUAAUGGAUGCUGAGUACGCAAAUUACUACACCAGAGAAGUGAUGUUGAUUUUGAUCCGAGAAUUCCAGUCCCCAGAUGAAGAAAUGAAGAAGAUUGUUUUAAAAGUGGUGAAGCAGUGCUGCGGAACUGAUGGUGUGGAGUCACAGUAUAUAAAGGAUGAAAUCCUUCCACACUUCUUCAAACACUUCUGGAAUCAUCGAAUGGCGCUAGAUCGCAGGAACUACAGACAGCUUGUGGACACAACUGUGGAAAUUGCCAAUAAAGUCGGUGCUUCUGAGAUCAUCAAUCGCGUGGUGGAUGAUCUGAAGGAUGAGAACGAGCAGUAUCGUAAAAUGGUUAUGGAAACCAUCGAGAAAAUUAUGGGUAACCUUGGAGCAGCCGACAUAGACUCUCGUCUUGAAGAGCAGCUCAUUGAUGGUAUCUUGUAUGCAUUCCAAGAACAGACAACUGAGGAUGUGGUGAUGCUGAAUGGUUUUGGUACGAUCGUCAAUCAGUUAGGAAAACGUGUGAAGCCAUACUUGCCACAGAUUUGUGGUACCAUUCUGUGGCGUCUUAACAAUAAAUCAGCCAAAGUGCGUCAACAAGCUGCUGACCUCAUAUCAAGGAUAGCUGUUGUCAUGAAGACCUGUCAGGAGGAAAAACUUAUGGGACACUUGGGUGUUGUGUUGUAUGAAUACUUGGGUGAGGAGUACCCAGAAGUUCUAGGUAGCAUUCUUGGAGCACUGAAAGCAAUUGUGAAUGUCAUUGGUAUGACAAAAAUGACACCGCCCAUCAAGGACCUUCUUCCAAGACUGACGCCUAUCCUUAAGAACAGGCAUGAGAAGGUCCAAGAAAACUGUAUAGAUCUGGUUGGUCGUAUUGCUGACAGAGGACCAGAAUAUGUGUCCGCUCGAGAAUGGAUGCGAAUAUGUUUUGAGCUUCUCGAGUUGCUCAAAGCUCACAAGAAGGCCAUACGAAGAGCUACAGUGAACACAUUUGGUUAUAUUGCAAAAGCAAUAGGCCCCCAUGAUGUGUUGGCUACGCUGUUGAAUAACCUGAAAGUCCAGGAGCGUCAGAAUCGAGUCUGCACGACUGUGGCCAUUGCUAUCGUAGCUGAGACUUGCUCCCCAUUCACUGUCUUGCCAGCCCUUAUGAAUGAAUACAGAGUUCCAGAACUGAAUGUUCAGAACGGUGUUCUGAAGUCCUUAUCGUUUUUGUUCGAAUAUAUUGGGGAAAUGGGCAAGGAUUACAUUUAUGCUGUUACACCACUGUUAGAAGAUGCCCUGAUGGACAGAGACCUUGUACACAGGCAGACAGCUUGUGCAGCCAUCAAGCACAUGGCUCUGGGUGUGUAUGGGUUUGGCUGUGAGGAUGCACUCAUACAUUUACUGAACCAUGUGUGGCCUAAUAUAUUUGAAACAUCACCACAUCUUGUACAAGCUUUCAUGGACUCGAUUGAAGGCCUUCGUGUUGCUUUGGGACCAAAUAAAAUACUUCAGUAUGUGUUACAGGGUCUUUUCCAUCCUGCAAGGAAAGUUCGUGAUGUGUAUUGGAAGAUUUACAAUUCCCUGUAUAUCGGCGGGCAAGAUGCAUUGGUUGCUGGCUACCCCAGGAUACUUAAUGAUCCUAAGAAUCAGUAUGUUCGUUAUGAGUUGGAUUACAUUCUUUAAAAAACUGUAUUUAAAUAGCUAGUUGAAAAAGAAUUCUGUAAUUUAGUUUCAAGCACCUUAGUUACAUGUAUAUCACUUUCAUUUUACUUGUUGGUGUCAAGUGCAGUUGUGCCCAUGUAUGAACUUCCACUUAAAUAUUAAAUGCUAUAUCAUAUUUACUCAUAAAUCAUUUGCUCUUGAAAGAAGUUGUCAUUUGUAUUGCCAACAUUUUGGAAUUGUUAUUAAAAAACAGAGAUUUCUCUGAUGUAAGUAGAGUAACACACUUGAAAUAGAUUUUUUGAAUUGUCUUCACUUGCAUAAUUUUUGUCCACUUUUGAACCAGGAUUGUAAAUAGAACUGAACAUGGCUGUCUUAUGGGUUGUAGCACCACUUGGUCUGGUCAAAGUUUACCAUUUCAGUGAUCCUUGCCUCCUCCAUCAUCAGGGUGAUGAUGGAGGCGGCAAGGACCUCUGAAACGUUGGUAAACUUCCACCGGACAUGGCAUUACAACCUAGAAGACAUCUAUAUUCAUAUUCACUGCCGUAAGAAUCUCAAAUCCUGCUUAGUAAGGAACCGUUUUCUUGAUGGCUGUAGUUGCAGAACUACAGUAUAAAAUAUUGUUCAUACAAAAGUUUAUUUGCAAGUAUAUUGUUGUGGCUAUGUAAGUUAAUUUAUUUUUGCCAUUUAAAACAAAGUAGAUUUCUCUGUGCAUUCCAAACUUUAUGAAAAAUCUCUGUUGGUUAUUCUCAUAUCCGUUUGGACAAUAGAAGUGUUGGAAAGUAAGUACAAAAUUAAAAAUUUCAGAUAAUAUCACAUAGCUCUUGUAUGCACACUGUCACGUAAAAGAUUGGACAUACUCUGGAUCUGAGUUUCCAAAGAAUGAAUUAUUAAGUAUGGGCCAUUCAGUAAUUAGCAUAAAUUUUGUAUUUGUUUGUUAGUUGGGCUAAUGAGAAACUGUGAAAUAGCCAUUCCCUAGUCAGUAUUCAGACUGGUACCCGUAGUACGUUGCAUUUUACUCAUCAGCAAAGACCAUAAAUUUAAACAAGAAACAAAUAGAAAUGUGAAAAAGUGUGAGUUUUGGCAAGUGCAUGGAGGUAGUUUACUUUGAACUGAAAAUUACCCAAGAAUUGUUCCUCAUUAAUGGAGGAAGUUAUUAAAAAUUCUGGUCCCUUAGUUUGAAUUAAUGUGCUUUUACUGUAUUGCUCUUCUAACAUGAUGUAAUUGUUUCUGGUUUGAAAAACAGUCUUAAUAUAGCUUACUUUUUAAUGUAUGAACUUUCCAUCAGACCAGGUUUUCUACAAAUUUUACAACUUGAAUUUAUAAAACCGUUGGCACAUGCAACUUUGUUUUUUGUGUUAUCUUGAAGUAUGUUUCCUCUUGUACAGUAUUUCCUUUCAUUUGCUGCCUGAUUUAACAGCUUAAAAUAUAUUUGAUAUCACAAUGUGACUUGGUAAUUAUGAAUCGAAGGUCAUUCAUUGCUAAGUACAAAGCAGAAGGAUAGUAAUGGUAUUUUACUGUAGUUCUUACUACAGUUUUAUGAAUGAAGAUACUUCAUUAUCCUCUUCUAGCAUCAUUAUGUAUUCCAGCAGUGGUUUCCUUUGUAUUAACCAUAAACUAUUUGAACUACAUAAAUAAAUCAAAAGGGUAAAUUCUAA